CAGAGCAUCAUCACUCUCUGGAAAGCCUUCUGAAUUAGACAAGAGCUGCCUCUCAGCACAGCUACAAAACACUUUAAUCUUGACCAGCUAAAUGGAUAAACCUAUCCUGCACAGCUUUUAAACUGGGCUCGUCUUAUACAGCGCAGGAGUCCUGUCUGCUUCAAGAACUGGAGAGCUGGAAGAUGGAUUGCUGUGUCUGGGAAUGGCAAAAGGCAGCAGAAUAAGGGAUGCUAGGUACCGGGGAAGAUUUUCUUAUUCCUCCCAGAGAAGUUGGCUUACCUUGAUGGUGUGCUGUUGCUUUUACAUGCAGAUUGCCAGUUAAUGCUGUCGGUUCUCUAAAGACUUAUACAAUGGCUCUGAGAGCUUAGGGUCCCCCCCGAUCUCCUCUGUACCCCCAUCCCUAGUCCUGUCUUCCCCACCCCCAUCCCCUUCCCUAUCCCUUCCUUCCCUCAUCCCCAAAAUUCUUGCUUGUCCUCUCUAGGGAACUUUGUGUGGGUUACUGGCAUGCACGCCGGAUGGUGGUGAUGUGACUGGCAGCUGUGCUGUGACAUGAAGGUUGCAAUGGUUUAAAGAAAUGAGACCAAUUUAAAAAAACAAAACAAAACACAAAAGCAAGAGUGAGACAGAGAGGAGAAAACAGCUGGAGGAAGCAAAAGGGGAUACAUUUGUGGAUGACAAAAGGAUGGGUUUCCAUUUAAUUAAGCAGCUGAGAGGCAUGAGUGUGGUGCUAGUGCUACUGCCUACGGUGCUGUUUCUUAUGCUCGCAGGGGCUCAGCGAGCUUGCCCCAAGAACUGCAGAUGUGAUGGCAAAAUUGUGUACUGUGAAUCACAUGCAUUCAGAGAUAUCCCUCAGAAUAUUUCUGGAGGGUCUCAAGGCUUAUCGCUACGGUACAACAGCAUCCAGAAGCUUAAAUCAAAUCAGUUUGCAGGCCUGAAUCAGCUCGUAUGGCUUUAUCUUGAUCAUAAUUACAUCAGCUCCGUAGACGAGGAUGCGUUUCAGGGGAUCCGUCGGCUGAAGGAAUUAAUUCUGAGCUCCAACAAAAUUACCCAUCUGCACAACAAAACAUUUCACCCGGUCCCCAAUCUCCGCAAUCUGGACCUUUCUUACAACAAGUUACAGGUGUUGCAAUCUGAGCAAUUUAAGGGCCUUCGCAAACUCUUGAUCUUGCACUUGCGGUCGAACUCGUUGAAAACUGUGCCAAUCAGAGUUUUUCAAGAUUGCCGAAAUCUUGAUUUUCUGGAUUUGGGCUACAACCGUCUGCGGAGUUUAUCCCGUAAUGCUUUCGCUGGCCUCUUGAAGCUAACAGAGCUCCACUUGGAGCAUAAUCAGUUUUCGAAGAUUAACUUUGCCCACUUUCCACGCCUCUUCAACCUCCGCUCUAUUUAUUUGCAAUGGAAUAGGAUCCGGUCUAUUAACCAAGGGCUAACAUGGACUUGGAGUUCCUUGCACAACUUGGAUUUAUCGGGGAAUGACAUCACUGGGAUAGAACCUGGGACCUUCAAAUGCCUGCCCAACCUGCAAAAGCUGAACUUGGAUUCCAACAAACUCACCAACAUCUCUCAGGAGACUGUCAAUGCGUGGAUCUCGCUAAUAUCCAUCACUCUGUCCGGAAAUAUGUGGGAAUGUACUCGAAGCAUUUGCCCUCUUGUUACUUGGCUUAAGAAUUUCAAGGGAAAUAAAGAAAGCACUAUGAUAUGCGCGGGCCCUAAGCAAAUCCAGGGCGAAAAGGUGAGCGAUGCUGUGGAAACGUAUAAUAUCUGUGCCGAAAUCCAGGUUGUGGUCACUGAAAGAUCAUACCAGCCACCUAAAACUCCCCAGAGACCUCUCUUUAUCCCCAAACCUACCAUUUCCAAACUGGAAAACAAUCAAAUGACCUCUGUGAUGCCCACUCCUUCUCCAGACUUACCAACACCUGGAGCAGAACCAGAGUAUGAGCAUGUUUCCUUUCAUAAAAUCAUUGCGGGGAGUGUCGCCCUCUUUCUUUCAGUGGCUAUGAUUUUGUUGGUUAUCUAUGUGUCUUGGAAGCGGUACCCAGCCAGCAUGAAACAACUGCAGCAACACUCUCUCAUGAAGAGGCGCAGGAAAAAGGCCAGAGAGUCCGAAAGGCAAAUGAACUCCCCUUUACAGGAGUAUUACGUGGACUACAAGCCGACAAACUCUGAGACCAUGGAUGUAUCAGUUAAUGGAUCUGGGCCCUGCACAUAUACCAUCUCUGGCUCCAGGGAAUGUGAGGUCCUUCACCCCAUGAAGACCUUGCCCUAUUACAGCUAUGACCAACCCGUGAUCGGAUACUGCCAGGCCCACAAGCCUCUCCAUGUAAAUAAGGCGUAUGACACCAUCUCCCGGGCGGAGCAGGUUGAGACCACCAACCUGGAACUCAGUCGAGACCACAGCUUCAUAGCAACAAUUGCACGCUCAGCCGCUCCAGCCAUUUACAUUGAAAGAAUACCAAACUAAUCAUGGAGACCGCUUCUUCGGGAAUGGGUGGGAGUAGGGAAUUCUUUUGAGGAACUUUCAUCUCAAAAGAGAACAGGUCAAGAAAAACAAAAAUCUACCAUGCCAGUUGCAAAUGCUCCAACACACACAAAAGGAAAAGAGAUAAAGAAAAGUGUGGAAAUUCUGUCUUGCAAUUCAACACUGAGAACUUGAAGAUUUUCUUUUGCUUUAAAACUUUCAAACAAACUCCUUGGUGUAAAUAUUAAAGAGAGAUUGUGAAGUUCUUAUUAAAAAUAGAUUCACUCUAGCUACAUAAAGGGAUGGAUUAAGAGUUCUGUUUGUAUAUUUGAUUUUUCUACGUUGCACGGUUCUUGAGAAGGAGAGCCACAGGUAAAAACGAGGUGGGAGGUUCCAAGGUCGGUCAGUCAUAGCUUCUUUAUUAAGUGUUUAUUACUCUUAAAGCUUUGUUUAAAUUGAUUUUUCUUUUCUUUUAAAUCAAACAACAAAAUGAUGGCUAUUUUAUUUUACUUUUAGGGGGAGGGGUCAAGUGCUAAUAUUUUGAACUCCAAACAUGGGCAUUACAGCUUGUGUUGAACCAAAAGGACAUUGGCAAUUGAUGCAGCAGAACAAAGAAAGAAAGAAAGAAACAAAAACCUUGGGUGCAUGUAUAUUUUAAGACACAUGCUGUGCACUAUGGAGGGUACUUUGGAUUUUUUACUGUCUUCAUCGUGCUUCAUUGUCGACACUAUAAUUACCAUUUGGGCUCUAAAAAUGGGGAAACAUGAUGGAAUGUCAGUUCACACAUUUACAAUCCAGAGAUGGCAUAGGCAAAAAAUAAUGAACUUUUGGGUACCCAAAUGGAUGCAAUGUGCCCAAAAUGGAUUGGAAGGAAAUGCAUAAAGCAGGAAUAUUUCAAUGAAACUCAAUGGCUGACACAAUUUCUAAAACACAGGAGAAUGUGUAGCAUUGGUUUUGUUUUGUUUUUUUAAAUAAUUAUUAUGAUGAGUUAGCUUUUGUGUAGAUUUUAUCAAUAAAAGGACAAAAAAAGUGGUGGAAAAAAAUAAACAUAUUAUUUUGUGGUUGGGACACCACAGCCAAACUAAUGUUUGAAUGGUUUUUCCAGAUGUGUUAUGUGGUAACUCGACUGAUUUUAAGGGAAGAAUCACCAAAGCCUCCUAUCACCGUUUGGAAAAGAGCUACAAGAAAGAUUUGAGGUGUGGAAAACCUGAAGCUAAAGAAACUCAGUCUAUUUAGUUUAUCUAAGACAAAGGUGAAAGGUGAUUUUUAUCACAGUCUAGAAACGUCUACAUGGGGAGAAGGCAUCUGAUAGUCAAGGUCUCUUUAAUCUAUCAGGCAAGAUCCAAUAGCUGCAAGGAGAAGCUAAACAAAUUCAUACUAGAAAUAAGAUGCACAUUUUUAACAGUAAGGGUGAUUAACCCUGGGAACAACUUAGCUAAGGCUGGGAUGGAUUCUCUAUCACUAGAAGUCUUGAUAUGAAGAUUGGGUGUCUUUCUAAAAGGACAUGUGCUAGUCCAGCCUUAAAUUAUGGGUUUGAUGCAGGAGGCACUUGC
Molecule: messenger RNA, 4008 nt
Organism: Chelonoidis abingdonii (Abingdon island giant tortoise)
Lineage: Eukaryota; Metazoa; Chordata; Testudines; Testudinidae
Gene: LRRTM4
Product: leucine rich repeat transmembrane neuronal 4
Molecular function (GO): protein binding
Source: RefSeq, a predicted model, not a curated record